GGUAACAAAUCUGGAGAAUCUGACCUGGAGAAUCCUAUUGCAAUCCGUCCAACUAGUGAAACUGUUAUGUAUCCAUAUUUUUCCAAAUGGAUUAGGGGGCACCGAGACUUGCCUCUGAGGCUUAAUCAGUGGUGUAAUGUUGUGAGAUGGGAGUUCAGCAACCCCACCCCAUUUAUCAGUUGAUGUCUAGUGAUUAUGCAGGAGUCGUGAAUUUCUUUGGCAAGAAGGACAUACUGUUUUUGCAACCAAGGAAGAGGCAGACAUUGAGGUCCGUGACAUUUUGGAACUCUAUAGACGCAUAUAUGAAGAGUUCUUGGCUGUUCCAGUUAUUAAGGGGAAAAAAAGUGAGCAUGAGAAGUUUACUGGGGGACUCUAUACAACAAACGUUGAGGCUUGUUCUAAACACCGGGCGUGGUCUGCAAGGUGCAACUUCACAUUGUUUGGGUCAGAAUUUUGCUAAAAUGUUUGAGAUAAAUUUUGAGAAUAAGAAAGGAGAAAGAGCUAUGGUCUGACAAAAUUCAUGGGCGUAUACGCUGAACCCAUUUUUUUACAGAGCGGUUGGCAACUUUUGAAAUGUGGCUUGAUUAUGGAUCUGAACAUAAAAGCUACCAGAACAGUUGCCAAUUGUACUUCAGGAGGUAUAUCUAAAAGCAUUGAGAAAAGGUUUUAGCGUAAAUGUGGAUUUAAAGGAAAAGGCUUCAGUAUAUCGAUGGAUUCAAAUUUUAAGGAGUUAUAUGUGGAAGCUUGGGAAAUGGUUUCUCUAGUGCAGCAACAUUGCAAUUCGAUACAAAGGUAUUAUUGGAAAAGGCUUCAACAUAUCAACGGAUUUAAAGGAAAAAGCUUCAGCAUAAGGUCACUGAAUCUUCCACCAGGCAGCCAUGGAUGGCCGAUUAUUGGCGAAACAGGCGAGUUUCUGCGCGCCAGCCUGGACGGCACGCCGGAGAAUUUCGUGCGAGAAAGAAUGGACAAGUACGACGCCAGGGUGUUCAAGACGACGCUGAUGGGGGAGCCGAUGGCUGUACUUUGUGGGCCGGCCGGCAGUAAAUUUUUGUUCGGAAAUGAAAAUAAAUUGGUGAGGGUUUGGUGGCCGGGCUCGGUGAGGAAGCUGCUCGGGCCGGGCUUGGCCACGAGCGCCGGCGAUGAAGCCAAGCAAAUGAGGAAAAUGAUUUCGUACUUCGUCACGCCCGAAGCCUUCACUCGGCUCUACAUUAACACCAUGGAUUUAGUCGCGCGGCGCCACAUCGACGCCCAUUGGCAAGGUAAAGAGGGAUUGAGAGUAUUUCCUACCAUCAAACUAUACACAUUCGAGCUCGCAUGUCGCCUCUUUUUGAGUCUCAAAGACCCUAGGCAAAUUUCCGAUCUAGCGACCCUUUUCAACGUUUUCCUAAAAGGGAUCAUCUCCGUACCCAUCAACUUCCCCGGGACAAGAUUUUCCAAGGCUAAACGAGCUACAUCCGCGAUAAAGAAUCUACUCCAAAAGAUCGUGCGACAAAGAAGAGUUGAAUUGGAUGAAAAAAUGGCAUCCCCUCCGCAAGAUCUUUUGUCUCACUUGCUCGCUUCCUCCGAUGAAAAUGGUAAGUUUAUGCCCGAAAAUGUGAUCAUAAACAAUAUAUUGAUGUUGCUCUUCGCUGCCCACGACACUUCAAGUGUUGCAAUAACAAUGUUGAUCAAGAAUCUUGCGCAACUCCCCGAAGUUUACGACAAAGUACUAAGAGAGCAAGAGGAAAUCACAUCAUCGAAAGAAGUAGGCGAUUUUUUGCAAUGGGAAGACAUACAAAAGAUGAAGUACUCGUGGAACGUAGUGUGUGAAACCAUGAGACAAUGGCCACCGGUGAGCGGCGCCUUUAGAGAAGCAUUGAAAGAUAUUAAGUACGCGGGCUACGACAUUCCCAAGGGAUGGAAGCUGUAUUGGAGCUCUUCAUCGAUGCAUCGAGAUUCCAACUUCUUCAAUCAUCACAUGAAUUUCGACCCGUCAAGAUUUGAAGGGGUCGGGCCAAUUCCCUUUUCUUACGUCCCUUUUGGCGGUGGUCCUCGAAUGUGUUUGGGGAAAGAGUUUGCUCGGGUCGAGAUCUUGAUCUUUCUUCACAAUGUGGUUAGGAGAUUCGAAUGGAAUUUAGAGAUUGGUGACGAGAAAAUCGAGUAUGAUCCGAUGCCCACGCCGGUCGAAGGACUUCCUAUUCGACUUCGACGCCGUAAUACAAGUGAAAAGUGAGACAAUUUGAUGUAAGUUUUUAAGCUCGAGCUUGAGUUUGAGUUCGAGUUUUGGACAUAAGAUCGCCAUGUUUGUUUAUUUUAGGCGAGAUAUUGUUUAAUAUUUGUAUUAUCAAAUAAAUAUAUUUUACUAUA
Molecule: messenger RNA, 2346 nt
Organism: Andrographis paniculata
Lineage: Eukaryota; Viridiplantae; Streptophyta; Magnoliopsida; Lamiales; Acanthaceae
Product: beta-amyrin 28-monooxygenase-like
Exons: 11
Coding region: 710-2212 (500 amino acids)
Biological process (GO): sterol metabolic process
Molecular function (GO): heme binding; iron ion binding; monooxygenase activity
Source: RefSeq, a predicted model, not a curated record